Molecule: messenger RNA, 453 nt
Organism: Caenorhabditis remanei
Lineage: Eukaryota; Metazoa; Nematoda; Chromadorea; Rhabditida; Rhabditidae
Exons: 4
Coding region: 1-453 (150 amino acids)
Source: RefSeq, a predicted model, not a curated record
AUGGCUGAUCUGAAACUUUCUUUCCUCGGAUUUUUAAUCAUCAACUCUUUUUUUCUUAAUUUAACUGGAAUAUUCACAAGUAACUGGGUAAUUGGAUCUUCGUGGAACCAAGGUCUUGUUUUGAAUGAUGACAACGUAAACUUCUUUGCCGCUAUAUUCAUGUUUGUGACCCUUGCCGUAUCGGUGAUUCUGGUGAUAAUGUACUCAUUCAUUUAUUUCCAAACGAGAGAUGGUGAUUAUCCAGAUGGACUGAGGAAAUGGUUCAGGAUUAACAGCUUGUUUUCAGUUGUGAAUGUUAUACUGACUUCUAUCGCGAUCAUUUUAGUGAGACCUGUCGCCUAUAGAAGCGAAUAUUAUACCUUGGGUUUCUCGGCAUGGCUUUGUUUGAUAUCAUCUCUUAUGGCUACUGCGAUUGCAGCAACAUCAGUAUACAUCGCAAGUGAAGAAUUUUAA